CUGAAUCCUACACUGACCCACUUUUCUCUUCCUCAAGAAUCUAGCUUUCGUUGUCAGAUCUGCAAUGUUCUAAUGCUAGCAAACAAAUUCUCUCAUUCUUUUAGACAAUGAAGUUACUAUGCACAAUCCUUAAGUGAAUAGAAAUGUGAAAAAUAAUGCUCCAAAUUCAUGCCACUAAAUCUAAGGUUUGGUAUAUUUGGGUGGCAGUCAACCCAGAGUUCCCCCGAAGUCUCCUUUACACAAAAGGUUUCUUCAAAAUUCUUACAAACAGAGGUGGCAUCCAUAACCAAAACCACGUGUUGCCCAUGAAAUAUUCACCUUUGAAUUUUAAUUGCAUAUGUAGUCAAUCGCUUUAAAGAUUUCCCCGGAAAAUCCAUUUAGAAAAGUCGAUGCGUUCUUGAUUUCUUACUGCAGAAUCGGAGACAAAAUCGAAGGCAUUCAAUCUGGCGGUAGCAUAUUGGAAGAGGUUAUUUGGUACAGGGGGCAGAAAUUUAAGCUCCAAUCCGUAUCUAAUUGUGCCCAAGAGGUCGCGGUUUUGGAUGGCAUGGAAUUUCUUCAAAUAUUGCUCAAGCCUUCGCAUAUUUGGGUCUCUAAUGAUCUUGCUUGUGGCCGCCAUUAUCGGCGUCACUUACUAUGCCGUAAUUGUUACAACUUAUGGCCCUCAAUUAUUUCACGGAGGUUUUGAAGCGAUUGUAGCAUUUCUCAUUAUCGUUGUUUUCCAUUUAUUGCUGGUUAUGCUGAUAUGGUGCUACUUUAGGGUAGUCUUGACGGAUCCUGGUGGUGUACCUUCAAAUUGGAGACCAAUGAUAGAUGAAGAGGAUUUAGAGGCAAACACGAUGACCAUGUCUGCAACUCUACCACCUAGUUCAAAUGUGGUGAAUUAUCCACAGCCACUGGUUAGUAGCGCAGCCCAAGUUCCUGGUUUGCGUUAUUGCAACAAGUGUGAAAAUUACAAGCCACCUCGGUGCCAUCAUUGUCGUGUGUGUCAAAGAUGCAUAUUAAAAAUGGAUCAUCAUUGUGUAUGGGUUGUCAAUUGUGUCGGUGCUCGCAAUUAUAAGUUCUUUCUUCUUUUCCUGAUUUAUACAUUUUUGGAGACGACAUUGGACACAAUCGUGCUGCUACCACACUUCAUUAAUUUCUUCAAAGAUGCAGAGAACCAUUCUAGUUCUUCUAGCAAUCUAGCAACCACAUUUCUUGCAUUUAUUCUUAAUGUUGCUUUUGCUCUGAGUUUGCUUGGGUUUCUUAUCUUGCACACAUCUUUGGUGAUGGCUAAUACAACUACAAUUGAGGUUUAUGAAAAGAAGAAAUCAAGUAGAUGGCGAUAUGACAUGGGUAGAAUGAAGAAUUUUGAGCAGGUUUUUGGAACGCGGAAGCUAUAUUGGCUGAUUCCGCUGUAUGCAGAAGAGGACAUUGCAAACAUGCCCAUGCUUCAUGGACUUGACUUUCCAAUAAGGCCAGACGUCGAAGAAUAAAAAUAAAUGCAUCUCAUCAUUUAAAAGUGGGAUGAUACCGAUUACAGGUGGUAACCAUUAUCUACGUGCUUAAUGAGGUCAUAAAAUAGCAUUGUGAAUCAAUGUUGAGAAGUCAGUUUUACUACAUCUGCGAUUUGAUUCCAAUCUUACAUUUUCAGCAUUUAUUCCCAAGUUCCUAUUAUUGUGAAUAGCAAGUCAUUUAGCUGAAGUAAUGUUUGCAUGUUUCAACUCUGGUCAAUCAAAGUGGUGGUGGAAGAAACAAGGAUGAGUUCAUGUAUUGUUUGUACCAGAGAAGCAAAAGUCUUUUUGGGGAAAAAUCUGCAAACUAAAAGUACAAGAUUUUUUUGAAAAAAUCGGGUUUAAACGGGAAAAAUUUGGAUUUAAAAAAUAUUAAAAAAUGUUGAAGAAGAGACAAAAGUUGUCUUUGAAUUUUAA
Cryptomeria japonica (Japanese cedar) is the source of this 1907-nucleotide messenger RNA. RefSeq names its product probable protein S-acyltransferase 14. Lineage: Eukaryota; Viridiplantae; Streptophyta; Pinopsida; Cupressales; Cupressaceae. Gene Ontology annotation, molecular function: protein-cysteine S-palmitoyltransferase activity. Gene Ontology annotation, cellular component: Golgi apparatus; endoplasmic reticulum. Gene Ontology annotation, biological process: protein targeting to membrane; peptidyl-L-cysteine S-palmitoylation. The record is from RefSeq and is a predicted model, not a curated record. The transcript has 7 exons. The coding region runs from base 540 to 1472 and encodes 310 amino acids.